UUGUAUUAUAUUUAUAUGUUAUUUUAUAAAUCACUUUAUUAUUUAUGUUUGUGUCAUUAUCUAUAUUAUCUCAUAAAGCCAUUUUUUAAAAAAAAAAAAUUAUUAUUUUUCUUUUCAGGCUUAUAUAACCAGCUACUCUUCUCUAAUCGAAAAGAUAUCAGAUUACUGGAUUAUGAUACAAGAAGAAAAAAUUCAUCUCGCAUACUCAUUAAAGACUUAGAUGAUGUGAAUUUUAUCGAUUAUUACUUUGAAAAUCGAACUAUUUUUUGGGCUGAUGCCGGAUUAGAGGAAAUUAGAAGCAGACAAAUCAAUGAUCCUGAAUCUGAUCGAAGCAUAAUAUCUACAGGAUUGAUUUCACCUGAUGGCUUAGCUGUGGAUUGGCUUGGGAAAAAAUUAUACUGGACUGAUUCUGAAACAAAUAGAAUAGAACUUAGUAAUCUUGAUGGAAACUUUCGAAAAGUUUUAUUUUGGAAGGACCUUGACCAGCCUAGAGCCAUUGCUCUUGUUCCUAUGGAUGGGUGGAUAUUUUGGACAGACUGGGGAGAAACACCUAAAAUUGAAAAGGCUAGCAUGGAUGGUAACCAACUCACAAGAAAAGUUAUAGUGCAAGAUGAAAACAACUGUGUGUCUAUAUGUUGGCCUAACGGUUUAGCUGUUGAUUAUGACAAUAAAAGAAUCUAUUGGACGGAUGCAAAAAUAAAAACCAUUGAAAGUGCAGAUUUUGAUGGUAAUCUUAGGCAAAGAAUCACUAAAGAAGCAGUUCCCCAUCCUUAUGCUAUCAGUCUCCAUCGUGAUACUCUUUAUUGGACUGACUGGUCAACCAAAGCUGUUCAUUCUUGUAGCAUCUUAACUGGGUGUGUUAAGAGAACAACUUUUGGGGGAUAUUUUACACCUAUGGGUCUUCAAGUUUAUCAUAAAGAUAGACAGCCUAUAGCUCAAACCCCUUGUGAUGAAAACAAUGGGGGAUGCUCCCACCUGUGUUUACUAUCUGCAAUUGAACCCUAUUAUUCCUGUGCUUGUCCAACUGGGGUGAGGUUAAAUUCUGAUGGAAAGUCUUGCAAAAAUGGCCCGCAAGAGCUUCUUUUACUUGUUAAAAGGACUGAUUUGCGAAGGAUUUCCUUAGAUACUCCUGAUUAUACAGAUGUUGUUUUAGAAAUUGAUGGUCUUAAACACGCUAUUGCUAUUGAUUAUGAUCCUGUUGAGCAAAAAAUAUACUGGACUGAUGAUGAAGCAAGAGUUAUAAGAAGAGCAGAGCUAAAUGGGACGGGAUGUGAGGACCUGGUUUCAGCUGAAGUUCAUCAUCCUGAUGGAAUUGCUAUUGAUUGGAUUGCACGUAAUAUGUACUGGACUGAUACGGGAACUGACCGUAUUGAGGUGGCAAGACUGAAUGGUACAUCAAGAAAAAUUCUUAUUACUGAGAAUUUGCAUGAACCCAGAGCAAUCAUAGUGGAUCCACCUGAAGG
Molecule: messenger RNA, 1463 nt
Organism: Parasteatoda tepidariorum (common house spider)
Lineage: Eukaryota; Metazoa; Arthropoda; Arachnida; Araneae; Theridiidae
Gene: arr
Product: low-density lipoprotein receptor-related protein 6
Molecular function (GO): protein binding
Source: RefSeq, a predicted model, not a curated record